ACAAGAAAUUUGAAAAAUGAAAAUUUUAAUUUUUUUUUUUCAAAAUCUAAAUAUCCGAACCCGAUCCGAAAUAACCGAAACCGAACUAAAAAUACCCGAACCCGACCCGAAGUACAGAAAUACCCGAACGGGUUCUACACCUCUAUACCGAAAUACCCGAAAAUCCGAAAUACCCGAUCCGAACCCGAACGGGUAUCCGAACGCCCACCCCUAUUAUAUAGGAUCGUAAGUUAUAUAUGUUUCUGAUGAGAAGAAAGUAAAGAAUAUAUAUAUAGUUUCUUGAAACUAAACAACCUCCAUAACUAUAUAGUUAGUAAUUAAAGGACAUAUAUUCAUCGUAUUUUUAAUAAAUCAGACGAACAGAAGAAUGGUAUGUAUAUAUAUACAAUAUUUAUGAUUAUGCUAACAUACCCAUAUUUGGUUCACUGAAAUAUUUUAUCGCAAUGAACCUAACAGUAUAUAAAGCAAAGUACAUUUUACAUAAACUUCUCCAUCAUAGACCAUAGAAUAGACUAGAAACUUACUUUGUUUUUUCUCGAUGGCAGAGUAUUUUUUCCUUUCUCAGUUGCAGCCAUUGACACCUACACAUGCCAUACGUGUUAAGGUCGUCAGCAAAUGGAAUACCAUGAGAGGAGGAAUACCCCAGCAUUGUGUAAUGGUAUUAGGAGAUGAGAAAGUAAGCUAUCCUUUUCAAAUAUUAUUAGAUCUAAUAUAAAAAUAUAAUUAAAACUUAUUGUUUAUAAAUAUCUGCAGGGAUUUACAAUGGAAGCAACUUUGCCGGAUGAUGUUUAUCUUCCUAAAGGAAUCUAUCUUGAAGAAGGUGAUUGGUUUGAGAUAUAUAAUUUCAAAUUAAGGCCUUCUUUUGCGUUGAUAAGAACAACAAGGAGCAAAUACAAUAUUAAGUUCACAGACACAACAGUUCUUACAAAGAUUGAACCCAUCAUUGCUUCAAAUUUUCUUUGCCUUGCCAACUUCAGUUCUGUACUCAAAGGUCUAUUGCAUCCAAUGUAUUCUAUUGACCUUUGUGGAGCUAUAGUUGCUGUGGGGGAGUUGCAACAAAUUGGAGAUCUAGGACCUGGCGAGAUUUAUUCUUAUCAGACGACCAGGAUGGAGUUUUAUUUGGUUAACAUAGGCUUGAAGCACAUCAAGUGUGUUGCCUAUGGAAAGGAAGCCGUGACUUUGAACAAUUACUACCGUACCUCAACUGCUAAAGUCGAUCUGUGUGUUUUGAGGUCAUGGAGUAUCGUGUGGGGAGAAGGUGGCUUCAACUAUGUAACUAACCUAGAAGGUGGUUCUCAAAUCUUAUUUGAUCAUGACAUGGCAGAAAUUCAAAACUUCAAAUCAAAGAUUCCUACCACAGAAUUAUGAAUUCAGACAUGGAGAGUUGAUCAAACUUGAAUGCUUUUUUUCUUUUAAUUCAUACCCUAUUUACAUUUUAUAUCUAUGUUUUGUGUUUCAGAAUCUUGCUAUAGAACAAUUUAUUUUAAGUUUUAUAAUUAUGCAUCUUAAUAAAAUUAUUGAGCUUUUUAGUUAUAAUCGUUUAUAUAUUAUUUUUCGAUCAAAGUUUUCUAUUGUUUUAAAUAUAAUUAGACGAUACCUGGGAAAAGAGUUUUCGAGUUGAAACAUACUAGAGCAAAUGAAUAGAAUCUUGCUGGCAAUCUGGGCUCGAAGAUGCUUAUUGACGCCGACUCGCCGAUGGUCACACACAGUAGAUCAAAUGACUACGCUGCCGACCCGGAAAUCAUCACGCCCUCUGCGACUUCUCACCUUCCUUGCUUGGCAAUCUACAACCUACUGGAUCUGGAAUGAGAUAAACGCCCGAUUGCACUCGAACACCUUCUGAUCAAUUGAAACUCUCUUGCGCUUCAUUGAUCUCCAAAUCUGGAGCAAAACUCAAAGCUUCAGAGAAUCAAAUCCUCGACUCUCUUCCGCCAUGUUGCAGUCAUAGAUCUGUCUUUGUUGAAUGUUUCCAUCACUUCUUCGUUAUGAUCGCUGGUCAAUUUCUCCAUGUCUCGAAAAUUGCUUCUUUUUUUUAACACUAUGUCUCGAUAAUUCUAAAAGUCGUUCUUUUGCUUCUAUUCAAAUGGGUUGUGGGCUUGGGGGCGUGGGUUUGGGGGCCUAGAAAGUUCUUUAAUUGCAUAGCUACAAUAAAGCUGAAAGGCUUUAAACAUUUUAUAUCAUUUUGUUCUUAAUUCUAAAUCGAAUUUUCAAAAAAAAAAAAAGGAGGUUGCAAUCUAUUGGGCCAAUAAUUUGUUUUUUUUUUUAAUUGGUAUGCUCUAAUAAUUUCUUCUUCAUUUCAAGAGCCCAUCAUUUCUUAUUUCCGCAACUUCUGGUCCAUAUCGUUUAAUAGUGAUCAGUUUGCACGAGUUUAUAAUUAUUUUCAUCUUAACAAUGUACACUUUGUUUAUGAUUCAACGUUAUGAAAAAAUAUUAUAAUUAAACAUCAUAUAUUAAACAUGUUUUUUUUAACAUUAAGGUUUCACUAAUUUGCAUAGAAAGUAACAAACAUAGAUAAAAACAAUGUCUGAACAAUUUAUCACCAUAGCUCAAACUAUGCAAAUAUUAUAUGUUAUUCAUGUAUUCUUCACACUAUACACAUAAUUUUUAACUAAAUAGAAUUAUUUACCACACAUUCUCACCCCGCGCAAGGCGCGGGUCUCUACAUAGUAAACUAUUAUUAUAACCUCGACGAAUAAGACGAGAUGAUGUAAGAUUCGCCAUCAACGUUUGAACCUUUUAGCUUAGAAUGGCCGUGGCUCUUAUUUUGGUAUAUUUCAUCUUUGACCAUAUAUAUUUGGUCUUUCCAUUUUUUCUUUUUUUUUGAUCUUCAAAAAUGAUAUGAUUCUAAUCAAAUUAAGUUGAGUAUGUGGAGGAAUUUCUCAAUGUACAUCAACAUCACAAUCCUCCCUGAGCUGAAUCAGUUGUCACACCGGUAAGAGCCAUUGAAUUAAGCAUCUUAGCCGUAUCACAGUUUGGACUUUCAUAUCGUUUUCAAAAUGUGUUCAGUAAGUAACAUAACUGCAAAAUAAUUUUAGGGAAUAGGUUUUUCUUAACCUUCAAAACAAGUUCAGUAGUGCAAAUAAUUAAUGGUUAAAUAACUUUACGACAUGUUUUUUUCACCAACCUCAUAAUCCCUUAAAAUUGAAAUGUAUGUACUUACUUAUCUACCAGUUGCUAUUAAACUACAAGUGGUCAGAUUCUUAAUGAUUCAAAUAAGUCAAACGUUAAAUUAAGUGUGUGUCGGUUUAACUUUAAAGUUGUUUUUAAGACUUUCAGGUCAAAUCAUUUGAAAUGAGAUGAUACGACGACAAAGUUAAAUGGGAACGUAAAACCGUCAACACUAAGACCAUGAUUAUCCCUGUUUCUUAACUGGGUUUUUAAAGAAAAUAGCUCAUUUAAUUAAAUCUAAACUAAAUAUAAUGCAUCUUACCGAUCCUUAA
Messenger RNA from Brassica rapa (field mustard), 3440 nucleotides. RefSeq lists its product as uncharacterized. NCBI's taxonomy places the organism in Eukaryota, Viridiplantae, Streptophyta, Magnoliopsida, Brassicales, Brassicaceae. The record is from RefSeq and is a predicted model, not a curated record.